AUGGCUGCGCCCACAGCCACACAGCCACGGCUGCCGCACGCCGCCCCGCCGCUCCUGCUCCUCCUCACCGCUCUGGCCACCACCCUGGCCUGCCAACACCUCUGGACACACGACGACGCCUUCCCCGGCGACGCGCUCCGCCUCCUCCAGGACAUGGCUGCCAGCCACACACAGCCCUGCCACCUCCCAGAGCGGCCCUUCUUCCCCGACACCCUCCUGCGCAACAACCUCCAGCCGCAGCAAGCCGCCGCCGCCGCCCUACGCAUCCUGCAGCACCUCUUCCACACCCUCAGCUCCAACAGCACCCGCCAGCACUGGCCCAGCCAGGCUCGCCACCACCUCCUCAACAAACUGCAGCACCACAUCGACCACCUCGAGCAAUGCCUGCCCGACAAGGCCAUGCCCAUCAAAGGACCACGCAACCCGCUGCUCGCCAUCAACAAGUACUUCAGGGACAUCCACCUCUUCCUCCACGCCCACAACCACAGCGCCUGCGCCUGGGACCACGUCCGCCUCGAAGCUCGUGCCUCUUUACAGCACCUCCACAACCUCACACGCACCAUGCGCCGCUAGCGCAAACAGCCACACGCCAACCCACACCUACGCCCCAAAGCCACCUCCAACCCCACGCCUCCUCUCACCUGCGACGACACACAGGGCUGCAACAAACGCACGGCACCCGCAGCCUCCAACCACUGCAUCUCCAUCGAUUCCGCCUCUCCCACUGACACGGACAAAGGACUUCCUCUACAUAUUUAUUGACUUGUUUAUUAAUUUAUUUGUUUAUUUAUUUAUUUAUUUAUUUAUUCACGUAUUUAUUUUUCUACUUAUUCACUUACUGAUGCCACUGGAAAUAAAGACCUAGGACAAAACACUUGCCACUGCCUCUCCUCUCUCUAGCACUGCAACCACUCUCUUUGGG
Molecule: messenger RNA, 922 nt
Organism: Pyrgilauda ruficollis (rufous-necked snowfinch)
Lineage: Eukaryota; Metazoa; Chordata; Aves; Passeriformes; Passeridae
Product: interferon-like
Exons: 1
Coding region: 1-573 (190 amino acids)
Biological process (GO): defense response; B cell proliferation; natural killer cell activation involved in immune response
Cellular component (GO): extracellular region
Molecular function (GO): type I interferon receptor binding; cytokine activity
Source: RefSeq, a predicted model, not a curated record